Folsomia candida is the source of this 792-nucleotide messenger RNA. Its product is annotated as Golgi-associated plant pathogenesis-related protein 1. Bases 43 to 642 code for a protein of 199 amino acids. The transcript is spliced from 2 exons. The record is from RefSeq and is a predicted model, not a curated record. Lineage: Eukaryota; Metazoa; Arthropoda; Collembola; Entomobryomorpha; Isotomidae.
UUCUUUUUUGUGACACGUUAUCACAAAAAUUUCGGGAACUUUAUGUGUCUGAUCAUGAAACCAGUUUUUCUCUCAGUCGCCGUAUUGGCUUUGGUAGGAUGCAGUUCUGCCCAAAUACCUUUUCCACGUGGAACUUGUAGCGCGGCAAAACCUGGCAUCCCGGCAGACAUUGCGGUUCAACGAGAAGCCGCUCUACAAAACGGGAAUGAGUUCAGAAGACGACAUGGUGCUCAACCACUCACUGUGGACCCGACACUAGAAGCAGAAGCCCAAAAAUUUGCGGAACUCUUGGCGUCAAAGCAUGCAUUCAUACGUGGUCCCCGACCUGGACAGAAUUUGAUCGGAAUUCCGUGCGAUAGUGGAAGCAAACUGUACCCAUCGGAUCCCUCCAUUCCAAGUGCGGUUAGUAAGUGGUACGGAAAUUCGCGGCCAUACUGUGUUAACCCCGCCACUGCGUACGUCCCAGUGGGCGCUCCGCUCGGACAUUUUCCCACAAUGGUUUGGAAAGCAAGUGAGAAGGUUGGAUACGGCGCGGCCGUCGCGGAGAAUGGAUUAAUGGUCAUUGUCGCCAGGUAUUUUCCAGAAGCCACGGCAGAUCCCGCCGCCGUGCAGAAGAACGUUCAGUGUGAAAGGAUCCCAUAAUUUACAUAUUUACUUAUUGAACAUUCAAGAAAGUAAUGGAAUAACGGAAAUUGAAAUAUUUUAUGGAGUAUGUUUAAGUAUAUAGUAUUAUGCAAAUGCUUUAUCCAACGAUCUAUGAAUAAAUAUUCCUGCAAACAAACUUCUUCAGAA